AGAGAGAGAGAGAGAGAGAGAGAGAGAGAGAGAGAGAGAGAGAGAGAGAGAGAGAGAGAGAGAGAGAGUGUUGUAUAUGAAUAAGAUAUAUUAGUUAUAGCGCGCCCUUUCAGAAGUUACUAAUGCGUUGUUAUUGUCAAUAAAUCUUUCCCAAGCUUGAUCUCAGUCACAACUAUGGAUCUUGGACAGCCUGUAGAGGAAAACUACGCUAAUCCAAACACUUGCUUAUUUCAUGUUCUCUUCAAGGCUGCGGCUUUGGCAUUUUACAUUCUCUCUACCCUCUUUAUUGAUAACUUUGUCAUCAUUUUCGUGAUUACUGUCCUUCUAGCCGCUCUUGAUUUUUGGGUAGUCAAGAAUGUGAGUGGGAGAAUUUUAGUUGGUUUACGGUGGUGGAAUGAAAUAAAUGAUCUGGGUGAGAGUGUUUGGAGAUUUGAGUGUCUUGAUCAAGAGUCACUGGCCCGGAUCAACAAGAAAGAUUCAUGGCUUUUCUGGUGGACACUUUACCUUACAGCAGUUGCGUGGACCCUGAUGGCAAUAUUCUCACUAAUAAAGCUGCAAGCUGAUUACCUCCUAGUUGUUGGAGUUUGUUUAACCCUUAGUGUUGCAAAUAUUAUUGGUUUUACCAAAUGCCAAAAAGAUGCUAAGAAACGGAUUCAACAAUUUGCCACCCAAACAAUUGCUUCACGGGUCACAUCUACAUUACAAUCAGCAUUCAGUGUUGUUUGAGGAAUCUUUUACCCCUACGUCAGUUGCAGAAGAAAACUCUGCAGAGGAAAUUCUUAUCUCAAAAUCACAUAUGAUGACUCGAGGAUGACUUUAUAUAGAAUGUAUGGAUUUAGUGAACUCCCUGUUCUCCAAGGAAAAGUAUAGAAUACUUAGAGUAAUAAAGAGUCUGAAAGAGGAGAGGUAGCCCUCGCCCAGUCCUGCAACCAGCUAGAUGACUCAAUGGCUACAGUAUUAGGUAAAUUGCAUUGACUGUGUGCCAGCACAUGCAAAAUUUUGUAGCUUCCACUGUAGUGGCUAUGACUAUUAUUGUCAAAUGACAAGCCAAAAUAAUUAC
Molecule: messenger RNA, 1060 nt
Organism: Vigna angularis (adzuki bean)
Lineage: Eukaryota; Viridiplantae; Streptophyta; Magnoliopsida; Fabales; Fabaceae
Product: Golgi apparatus membrane protein-like protein ECHIDNA
Exons: 6
Coding region: 175-726 (183 amino acids)
Biological process (GO): protein secretion; vesicle-mediated transport
Cellular component (GO): Golgi membrane
Source: RefSeq, a predicted model, not a curated record